UCUCUCUUUCUGAACUCUCGAAUCGCAGUAUCAAAGAAUGGGCGGUGCUCCAAGUCGCGAGGGUCAUAUCUCGGACUCCGAUGAAGAGGAGGAGGAGGAAGAAGAAUACGAAGAAGAAGGAAAUGACGAAGAAAAGGAGGAGAAUCAGAGAUCUUCAGCAAGCAAAGGCGAAAACCUAAGUUCUCUGGACGAGGUCGACUCGAGGCUUAAAGCCUUAAAGCUCAAGUAUUCCUCCCCAAGUCCUAGAGUGAAGCUCUAUCUUCACAUCGGCGGCAACACCCCUAACGCCAAAUGGAUCCUUUCGGAGAAAUUCGCCUCCUACUCCUUCGUCAAGACCUCCCGCGUCGAUGGCAGCGAAGCAGACGACGACGACGAAGGCGAAGAAGGAGAAUCCAGCAGCGGUGGAAAGGGGUGGUGGGUCCUGAAAGUUAGUUCCAAAGUUCGAGCAAAGAUCGGCAGAGAAAUAAAUUUGAAGCAGUUCGACAGCCAACGUCGCGUGGAUUUCGUCUGUCAGGCUGUAUGGGCGAUGAAGUUCUCCACUGACGAAGACUAUAAGAACUUCGUCUCCAAAUACCAGGAUUGCUUGUUUGAGAACACUUUCGGUCUUCAGGGUAAUGAUGAGAACAAAGUUAAGGUUGUCGGAAAGGAGUUUAUUGGCUGGAUGAAGCCCGAAGCAGCCGACGAUUCCAUUUGGGAGGACACUGAAGACAGUUUCGCUAAAAGCCCUGCCUCGGUGACGCCCGUGCGUGCUAGUCAGGAUCUGCUGGAAGAAUUUGAGGAGGUGGCUGAGGAGGGUGGGAUUCAGAGCUUAGCUUUGGGUGCUCUGGACAAUAGCUUCCUUGUGGGUAAUUCUGGGAUCCAGGUGGUCAAGAAUUUCAGUCAUGGGAUCCAUGGGAAAGGUGUUUCGGUCAGGUUUGAGAAUGACUCUGCCAGAGGUGCUUCUAGUUUAGGAUUUUCAACACCGAAGAAAGCCCUUCUCAUGAGGGCCGAGACUAAUAUGCUUCUAAUGAGCCCAAUGGAUGCCAGUACCGCCAGUCGAACGGGGCUUCAUCAACUCGAUAUUGAAACAGGGAAGAUCGUUACUGAAUGGAAGUUUGAAAAGGAUGGGACGGAUAUUAGCAUGAGAGACAUCACCAAUGAUAGUAAGGGGGCUCAGUUGGAUCCUUCUGAGUCAACAUUCUUGGGCUUGAACAAGAACACACUCUGUCGGUGGGAUAUGCGUGAUCGGAAAGGGAUGGUUCAAAACAUUGCAAACGCAAACACCCCUGUCCUACAUUGGACCGAAGGGCAUAUGUUCCAGAGGCCAAACUUUUGUUGCUUCGCAUCCACUGGUGAUGGCUCGAUAGUUGUUGGUUCUGAAGAUGGGAAGAUCCGGUUGUAUUCAACGAGAACCAUGAGACAGGCAAAAACUGCAUUUCCAGGUCUUGGUUCUCCCAUUACCCAUGUGGAUGUUACUUUUGAUGGCAAGUGGAUUUUGGGCACAACAGAUAACUACCUGAUUCUUAUUUGCACACUUUUCACGGACAAGGAUGGAAAGACAAAGACUGGUUUUACUAGUCGUAUGGGAAAUAAAAUUCCGGCUCCAAGAUUGUUGAAGCUGACACCGUUGGAUUCUCAUUUGGCUGGGUCGAAUAAUAAGUUCCAUGGAGGACAGUUCUCAUGGGUUACCGAGAAUGGCAAACAGGAGCGCCACCUAGUUGCAACAGUUGGAAAGUUCAGUGUAAUAUGGAACUUUCAGCAAGUAAAGAACAGUGCACAUGAGUGCUACCAGAACCAGGAAGGCCUCAAGAGCUGCUACUGCUACAAAAUCGUCUUGAAAGAUGAGUCCAUUGUUGACAGCCGCUUCAUGCAUGACAAAUUUGCUGUUAGUGACUCACCUGAGGCUCCGUUGGUGGUUGCAACCCCAAUGAAAGUCAGCUCCUUCAGCAUAUCGAGCAAGCGAUGACAGUGUUGAAUAAUUCAUGGUUAAAUGUGUUUGCAUUCUCGACUGACUUAUUUGUAUGUGGCAAUUGGCCAAAUGCUACAUUUGGACCAUUUGAUUGUGUUAGGCUUUCAUUUUCUGUUUAUGUAAUUGCAUUAGAUGACUGACAUUUCCUGAUUGUCUAAAUGGAAUUCCAUCUGCUUGUUAUUGAGCA
Molecule: messenger RNA, 2135 nt
Organism: Telopea speciosissima
Lineage: Eukaryota; Viridiplantae; Streptophyta; Magnoliopsida; Proteales; Proteaceae
Product: protein CYPRO4-like
Exons: 2
Coding region: 38-1945 (635 amino acids)
Cellular component (GO): cytoplasm; nucleus
Molecular function (GO): protein binding
Source: RefSeq, a predicted model, not a curated record